GUCGGCGCGGCUCGUGAUGGAGCUCCGUCCCGCAGCAGGUCUGCACGCAUACCAGCGGACCCCGCUUCAUCUACCCUAAAAGAGGCCCCUCCGCCACAAGGACUUCUUUCAUACAUUUUUCAACUUUUUCCCCCCGUGUUUUAAUGUUUAUGCGAGGGGGCACACGCCAUUAGUUUUAUAGCACAAAUCAACACUUUACCUGGUAGUUUAGCCUCGUUUUGUUUAUCCUGUAGAGAGGAUAAUAAGAGCUUUUUGGGUCGUUCAGCGAGCCGCUGGUAGGUUGAGUCUGUCGGCUAUGUGGCCCCUUUGGCCCCGCGGAUGUGCUUGUCGGAGGUGAGGGGACGUCGUGAGCCUGGGGAGGUGAGUUUAUCAUGGGCUGACUUGUUUUUGUUACCCUACGGGUGCACCGGAGAAGUAUACAUAUUUGCGGUCUCAUUAAAUUGAGUUAUUUUAACCUAAGUGUGAGACUUCAUUAGUUUGGAGUUGUUCGUGCAGGUGCCAGCUAGUCUAGAUUAGCUCGAAAAUUUUACUUUAAAAAACAACAAACACUGGAUAGCAGUUCGCCAGUUAUUAAACGUAUUUUAAAGGGAUAGCUGUAACUUUUUUUUUUCGGUGUCGUGAUUAAGUGGCUGUAAUUAUCAGUUGAAGUUGUGGAGCAGUCGGUGGUUUUCUGUCGAGUCUAGCCUGAUAUCAGCCUCCCGUCUUUCUUUAUGUGCAUUUUGGGAGUCGUAUUUAUUUAUCGUGUUAGCUUUAACUCUCUGACGCACGCGCGUCUCGAGGUUUAAGUGUCGACUUUUUGGUUAGUCUUCCUUCCCUUUUGGAGGUAUUUUGUCUACAGUCUGACUGCCCCCGCGGCCGUUCAGGGACCCUCUCUCUCUCUACCCCUACGCGGACAAUGUGGCUGUCUCGCCUGGCUCUGCUACUCCUUCUCCGGCUGUCCGUCGCGCUGGUUAAGGGAAUCAACACUUGCGCCUUCAUCAACCUGGACGAGCAGAAGUCGCGGCGCAUCGAGGCGGUGCGCGGGCAAAUUCUCAGUAAGCUUCGUAUCCAGAGCCCGCCGGACGACGACGACGAGGCGACGGUGGCGGCUAGCGGCGUUGUGCCCGCGGAGAUCAUGCUGCUGUACAACAGCACUCGGGAGUUGCUGAAGGAGAGAGCGAGGCAGGCGGAUUCCACGUGCGAAAGAGAGAGCAGCGAGGAGGACUACUAUGCCAAAGAAGUGCAGAGGAUUGACAUGCUGCCUCUGCGCACGCAAACUAAUUCGGUGCAGACACUGCCGCUCGACCCUCAUUAUCGGAGCGUCCUGUUCGACGUGAGCAGUGUGGACCUGACCAACAACACGCUGGUCAAGGCUGAAUUCAGGAUUUUCCGAGCCCCCAACCCUCUGGCGAAAGCCUCCGAGCAGAGGGUGGAGAUAUAUCAGCUGCUCAAGCCGGACGAGGAGAGCACGUCCACCCAGCGCUACAUCGACUCCCGCACCGUUCAGCCCCGAGCGAGGGGAUCCUGGAUCUCCGUGGACGUCACAGAGACAGUCAAGGACUGGGUUUCUGAACCAGCGAGCAAUCUGGGCUUGAAGCUGGGCGUCCAUUGUCCCUGCUGCACUUUCGUCCCGUCCACCAACAACAUCGUUCCCAAUAAGAGCGAAGAACUGGAGGCUCUCUUUGCAGGCGUGGACGACGAGCAGCUGCGACAGCUUAAGAAGCAGAGUCAGGUGAAAGGUCAGGCAGAUUUCAGCAGCAAGACGCCUCACCUCAUCCUCACCCUGCUGCCCAGCGACCGCAUGGACAACCCGGCCAAGAGGAACCGCAAGAAGAGGGCGGCGGCGGCCACCGACGCGGCCACCUGCUCGCGCGGUUCCGAGUCAGGUUGCUGUCUGCGCUCGCUCUACAUCGACUUCCGGCGAGACCUCAACUGGAAGUGGAUCCACGAGCCCAAAGGUUACAAGGCCAACUUCUGCGCCGGCAAUUGUCCUUACCUUUGGAGCGCCAACAACCACUACAACAUGAUCCUUCCCCUGUACAACAAACUCAACCCCGAAGCGUCGGCGUCACCCUGCUGCGUCCCGCAAGACCUGGAGCCCCUCACCAUCAUGUAUUUCAUCGGACGCAGCCCACGUGUGGAGCAGCUCUCCAACAUGGUAGUCAAGUCCUGCAAGUGUCGCUAGUGACCCUGAACCCCUGAACUCUCAGUUCGAGACAGUAAUUAUCUCCACAUCCAGACAGUGCAUCCGGAAAGUAUUCACAGUGCUAUUUUUUUCCGCCUCAUUCCAAACUGCAAUACAUUCCUUUUUAUCCUCAAAAUUCUUAAACGCGGAGCCCUGUGAAUACUUUCCAGAUUGACUUUAUAUACGAUAAACAUACUGUAUAAGUUCUACAGUACUUCCCGGUGCGUUUCAUAGCGUUUAUCUCAACUCAACUCGUUGGACUUUAACUCCGAGAGAGUACCCCAUGCCCUGCCAGCUCGCUGCGGUCCGGGCCCCAAAACGCGCCGGCGUAAACAGGAUGCGAACGCUCUUUCACAAAAAGGCAUCCAUUUAAAACGCCUUCUUCUUCUCCUCCUCCUUCUGGGAUUUGUGGUGGGAGGAGACAGUGAGGGACGGCCUUUUGAAAGCCAGACGUGAGACGGACCACGGGGCGGAAUUUGUCUGGAAGCGGGCGGUUUCCGAACACUUUUUGGGGUCUGGCAGCCUAAUGACGCUGACGCGCUGCUUUUCUUCUGCCUUCAUUAUCUUACUGAUGGUUAAAUUCUCUCUCUAUUGCCUUGUGUUUACCUUCUUUCUGUCACGCACACACACACACAACUAUUCUCUCCUCACUGACCACACUUGAAAUUGUGCAAAUAAAGAAAAACAUCCCCGGGGUUGACAUUUUAAAUAUAGACUCUGGUAUGCCAGUGGUUUUUCUCUUGUGAGGUCAUGCAUGAUUGUAACGCGACGGCUCGCUAUUCCGCCGUCCAGUCGUGGAAGUAUGAAGGCAGUCAGCGGUGGUCAAGAGCGUUAAGUGGACUUAUGCAACUGGAAAAACAUUUUUUUUCAAUCUGCAUUGAAUAGACACAUCCGCUUUGUCUAACCGCAUGUCUAUAAAUGUCUCCUCAGAAUUACAUAAAAGACAUCUGUCAUUUCAAACACACUAAAUAUUACUCUAAAUGUUUCUCAUUCGUUUUUAGAUUUUUCGCCAAUAUUUAGCCAAGCACCCACUAAAAAUCACGCAUUGAACCAUUUAGAGUAAAUUGACUCCAUGGUCAACACCAUUAGACCUGCAAAAACUCACCAUUGACUCUCAUUUACAUAGAAGUUAAACUGACAAACCAUAAACUACGACCCAAAAAGCAAUCUCUUUAACACCUAUUGACCCUCAGGCUUAAAUCUCAAUUUUCGGUCUUUUUUUUUUUUUUUUCUACCAAAGACUUCCCCUUUAAUUUCAAGCAUAGGGUUUCAGGCUUAGGGUUUAGGUUAAUAUAAGUAAGGCGCUAGCUACUUCAAUAGUGGCCUGGGCACGAGCACGGCUACUUUUUCUUUCCUUACACCCACACGAAAUAUACCCUGCAUAUAGUAUAAUAUACAAGAGAACAAUGUUAUAAUAAUAAUGAUUUAAAAAAAUAAAAUCCUAUAUUUUCCUUUCUCUCAAACUAGUUGUUCCCAGGAGGUAAAGGUAAUUAAGCUUAAAAUUGAGAAACCUAAAAGUGUAUAUAAUUCGGUUGGGUUUAGGGAAAAUGUUCAGCACGAUAGUAUAGCAUAAGGCGGAAAACAGGUGACUUGAAGUUCCGCUCUGGGACCCCCAAUUUGGCCAAAUUUCAAAAUUGUCCGAUAUGCAUGUGUGAUACAUCAUUGGAAAGCUUAAAAUCUCAAUUUCCUGGGGGAAGAAACUUUUUGGACAUUUUGGCAUUUAAAAAAAAACGUUUUUUAAACAGCAAAACCCUAUCUGGAGGUGAGAGCACGCGAGAGGAGAAUUACAGACGCCAUGACUUUAACGAGAUAUUAUGGGGUACUUACCUUGUUUCGAUCCAAAAACUCCAUGUCGCAUGUAUCACUAUUACCCCUUUCCCACUGAAACUAGUGGGUCAACGCGCGUUUUUCCAAGCCGAUGCAUCCCACUAGCAAUUGGCAUUUGGCACCUUUCCCAUUGACGAAAAAAGCCGUGCUUUUUUUUUUUUUAACCCGUCUAACCCCCACCCCUCCUCAGCCGUGCGUAUGGUGCAUGACGUCACCACGCUAAGAUCCGCUUCGACAAGUGCGACCGAAUUCAUUCAGUUCAAGGAAGUUAACAAUGCAAAGCAACAUGGAAGCCUCCUUUCCGUUUGUGUUCUCUGUUUUCAUGCGUUUUACUGCCCGCAAAAUGGUUGAAAUGCAGCAAAGGAUCAACACUGUGCUUGUGCUGAGGCAACGUAGGCGACGUAAAUUUUGGUUUGAAAUUGAAAGGAGUCGUGUACGUCACAGGAGGAGGAGAAGAGCCUUUGUUUCGUCUGUUAUGGCUAUUGCUAACGCUGCUACACCGACUGUUCGCCGUAUGUGGAUCCGGGCUAGAGCACAUGGUUUUUGUUUUUUGUUAUGACUCAUCACGUACUAGCCUACGUCACCACGUAUAUUAGGGUGUUGACUGUUGACCCGGGGUUUUGCUUUCACACUGCAUGGCGAUCAGAGCCGAGGUGAUUUUAACGCGGGUCGCUUGGCGGGUUGAUUGACACGGGUCGAGGCAGGUCGCUGCAACUUUCCCACUGCCACCAAAAGCCGAUUGUUAGCGGGUUGACACGGGUUUUUUGUCCAGUGGGAAAGGGAUAUGAGUGUCAAGACACAACUGUGAAUGGCCACAGCUGGAUUUUUGGGGGAUUUUAUGGGUGAAACAUGGUAAUAUAACAAGGGUCGCAAUGCAGAAAUCGCAGACAUCAAGGAGUGGUUGAGAUUUUCUUUUUCAUAUAUUUAACCUUUUAAACGUUUUUUUUGGGUUUUUUUUUUCCUUUGGAUCGAUUAUCAUCUAACAUAUCAGGAAAAAUGCGACAGUAACAAAAAAAUACAUUUUAGCGAUAGUUAUGAGGUAGCUAUCUGUGACUUUUUUACAGAUGCCAUUUUUUUCAUUGUGACGUAAUUUGUUUAAAAGUUUAAAAUAUGUGAGAGAAUAAUUUUUUAAAGUCGUUUUUUUUUUUUAAACAAAAUAUUAGACAUCAAUGAAUGAUUCUAAGCUAAAAAUGAGACAUUUUGAAUAAUAAAUAUAACUAACCUUGUUUUCAUGGCUGGGUUGAAACAAAUACGGUUGCACGACGUCUGUAAACGAGGUUUUUAAGGGUAAAACGGGCAAAUUAAAAAUAGUUUGGGGGCUUAAUGCGCCAUGAAUCUGCUAUGGCGGCAUAUAGACAUAUUGUUCUAUCAAACACAACAGGUGUUUUGGCUUAAAAUACAUCAGUUUCUUUUAAAGAGGAGUGCAAGAGCAGAAACUGCUUUUUCAGUCUUGUCUGUGUUUUCCGCCAUAACAUUUUGUCCUCAAAUCAACUCAUACAACAAUUAGUUGAGUUUAAAAUAGACAUUUAAGAGUUAGUAAUCUUGGGUUGAGACCUAGCCUUUUUCGGGAUUUAUGGUUAUGGGGUUAAGGUUAGUGGGCUAGGAUUCAAGGGUUAUGGUUAGGGGGUUUGGGUUGGGAAAUAUCUGUCAAUUUCAAUGAUGGAAAUAUACGUCAAAUCCAAUGACAUAAAGUAUAUCAGGGUUAGGGUUAGGGUUUGUUCUAGUCAGUUCUAAUGACAUCUAUAUAGAGUUAGGUUUAAGGGGAUUAAGGGUUAACGCUAUGGUUUCCAGUGGUGGAAAAAAAAAUCCAAUGAAAGCUACUGCAUGUCUCACAAUUCUAAAGUUAGCUGUAUUCGUGAAUUUCAUUCAUUUUCCAUGCCGCUUUUGUCUCACGAGGGUCACGGAGAUGCUGGAGCCUAUCUCAGCUUACUACGGGCAGGGUACACCCUGAAUUGGUCACCAGCCAAUUGCAGGGCAUGACCAUUAGAUACGUAUACAAUUUAGAGUGUUUAAUCAGCCUACAAAGCAUCUUCGGGAUGUGGGAGAAAAACCACGCAGGCACGUGGAGAAUAUGCAAACUGCACACGGUAAUGCCGAGAUUGAACCCUUGAUCUCAAAACUGUGAGGCAGACGUCCUAACCACUCAGCCACCGUCGUAAACUUCGAUGUUGCAACUAUCCGUCCAUUUCAAAGACGGCUAUAUCCGUUACAUAAAAAAAAAAAGUCUAUAUCCGUCAUAUCCAAAGAUUUCUAUAUGCAUCAAAUCCAAAGAGAGCUAUAUCUAGGGCUGCAGCUAUUGAUUAUUUUAGUAGUCGAUGAAUCUAUCAACGAGUUAAUUUGAAUAAUCGAGUAAUCGGAUUAGGAACAUUUAAUGUGUUGCAGAAUAAAUAUUAGGACAUGUGUAACCGGACCAGGCCAGGACGCGAAUCCGCGCGCCACGACGCUUCCACCCGGCAGGUAGGGACGUUAACCACUGCGCCAAUAAAGGUUGAGCCAACGGUACAGCCGUCAGCGUCCCUACAUGAAGGAAUCGGAAGGGCGGUUUCCACGCUCCGCUACGGACCGACGUGUACCCGUUACACAUGUAAACCAAAGUCCUGCUAAUAUUUCACUUUCAAAAGAGCAUUAAAUGCGAACACAAAAUAUAAUUUUCGAGUGUUUCUUCGAACUAUGCAGAAUUGUCAUUUAAAAAUGAAACAUUAUAAAACGGUAUUAAAAAAAUGAAUAAAUAAAAGAGGAUCUAAGGACAAUAUAAGAACAACUGGCUGAUUUGCAUAGCAAAAGUCCGCUAGCUUAAAUGCUAUAAAAUGCUAAUGAAUUUCUUUUAUAAUGUUCUUUUUUUUUUUUUUUUUCAAAUACGCUCAACAAAUUGUUCAAACACAUUCCCACAACAACAGCUAGAUAUACAGUGCUUUCUCUACAUAGGCCUUCUUGGGGCCCAUGUUGAUUUCUCGCACAAAAUCCACCGUGCGUCCGUCUUGCCGGAAAACAAUGAAAUUGAAACUCUGUCAUAAAUCGUCGUAUUUCGAGCAUUUCGUCAUAUGUCGAGACAAAUGACAUAUUUAAUGUCGGAUGGCAAAAGGAUCGUAUGUCGAUGCGGUCGUAUGUCGAGGUACCACUGUGCCUAUGAUCUAAAUUACUAAUGUAAAAAAUAAAAACAUAUUAGCUUAUGUUAGUCUUAAAAGGGAGCAGCUGGAUUCAGUCAUGUUAAAUGAGUUAUGUCAUAUUCACUGUUGCCACUGGAGGGCAGUGUAUCCACCCAAAUCAUUCAAACAAAAUGCAAACACUUUCAAAACAUACCAUUAUAAUGCCGAAUACUUGAAGCAGCAAAUUUGACUCAAAGCUUUUUUUCCCUAAUAGAAUUACUCGAGUUAAUCGAUUAAUUGUUGCAGCUAUAUCCAUCAAUUCCCCAAAACGGCUAUAUCAGUCGUUUCCAAUGACAGCUAUAUGACUCAAUUACGUCAAUUCCAAUGACAGAUACUGUAUAUCCAUCAAUUCCAAUGCGAACUGGGAAAAAAAUAGUUCAGAAAGUUUAAAAAUGAACAUUGGAAUGUAUUAUAAAUUUUAAGUGUGAUUUUAAAUUAAAAAAAAAAAAAAAAAAGUUGGGGCGAAUUUCCCUUUCUCGUCAAAAAUACUGAAGUCUGUGUAAUAGUAUUAACAUUUGCCAUAUGUAAAAUACACCAAAAAGUAUUUAAAGCUUUAUUUCACUUAAUUAAAACGUAAACUGCAUAUUAUCAUUAUAAUUAUCACAAAAUUUAUGCUUAAAAGUUCUAAUAUUGACACAUCAAACUGUAAAAAAAAAUAGCAUAUUAACUCUGUCAGUGCCAUUCACGAUGAUAGACGUCCAAUCAUUUGGCUCUUCUCAUCAUUCGACUGUGAAUAUAAAUGAGUUUUGACAAGUAGAUGUCCAAUUCACAUAAACUGGGAAGGUCGGCAGCGAAGGUUUUUUGCUGCUGACCAUCCCAGUUAGAUGCUAGAAAUAUAAUGUUACAUUUACCAAAUGUCUAUUUUCCAGAAACACGUCACAUAAAAAAAAAAAAACACAAGUAGGCCAAUAUUUUUUCCACUUUUACAAUGCCAGACAACAACAGAAGGCAAAUUUCUGUUAUUGUUUAAGGCAGCACACUUUCUAGCUUCUUGUCCCCAUGUGCGGAGAUAUAUUUUUUUUCUUUAGAAAAUGCAAUAAAACCCUCAAGCACGUUCAUCCUACCGCAAAAGACAACACCAAUGUGUUGAAUUGUGCACUUUGGAGUUAUGUUAACAAUUAAAAUGAGAGAUUUGCUUCUGCAACCAUCACAGUAAAUUGUUUCUUUUUGUCUUCUCUUUUCAAGCCAAAGCCUCAAUGUGUAUGUGGUGACCACCCCCCUUCCCCCUCAGCCCUCCUCCCUAAGUAAACUGGCCCAGGCAUCUGUUUGUCUUUUCCACUUAACUACCUCUUGCUAUAUCCAACCUGUACUUAUCCCACUGCGGAGUGCUGUGCUCCGUGCCUCUGGCCUUGAGGACGAAGGGAGGGAGGGACGGAGGGCCUGGACGCGGACCCCUCCGGUCCAGAGAAAGCCGAGUCUUUGCAAAUUUCCCACAAGUAUAAAAACCAGCCUCAGAGGAUGAUAAAAAGGCAUUUACGCGCAACUCGCACCUCAUUUCGGGGGUGAUAAACGUGGGUCACACGUCAUACAGCUGCUUGUUUCCAUCCAUUCUAGGUUUUGCGCCAGCUCCACCCUGGAUUGGUCGCCAGCCAAUCGCAGAGGUGGCAUAAAAUGUUUAAAUGAACCCUUCCAUGAUGGAAUUAUGAUUUUCAGGGCACUCAUUGGGUGCCAUUGACAGCACUAGACGUCCAAUCCGUUUUGAGUCAUAAUUCUUUCUUCCGUUAAUGAUUGCAAGUUGUCCAGGCCCUGAAGUAGCAAUACAGCCCCAAAUCAUGAUGCUCCCUCCAAGAGAUGCCGAUCGAUCGGGUCCGAUCACGUCAUUCUCAAAGUAUCGGAAUCGGCAAAAAAAUAUCGGACAUGCCUUUUUUUAAUAUAUAUAUUUUAAUUAAAUAGUUUUCUAAUUGUAUUUAACGUUACAGAAAAAAUGUCUUACACUCAUCCAAAGUCUUUAGUUUUGGCUUAAAGUAGGGCUAUCGCGUUAACGGCGGUAAUUCAUUUUUUAAAAAAUUAAUCAAAUAUUUAACGCAAUUAACGCAUGCGCUGCACGACCCACUCACGCAUUGUCGCGUUCAAUCUGUAAUGGCGCCGUUUUACCUAUAUAUAGAGCUAAAAGGCAGCGUAAUAUGAGUAGAGUGAAUUUAGGCAGCCUUUGGAGCAUUUUUUUAAUUGGCUAAAGCUUUACAAUCCCUCUCCCUAUGAUUAGAAACAUCGUGGGAAGCAAUGUGGGGAAGAAAGGUAGUAACUGUUCUUUUUCUUAACACCCUAUAUUAUUUCCCAACCCAGAGAAGAUAUAUCAAUUGGUACCACUACGCACAGUCAUGGGUGCACUUCCCAUCAUGCAUUUGGGCACAACAGUUAAAUGGCUACAGUACCAUUUACUGAAAGCUCAACAAGUACAAUAGAUGGCAAUAUUUAGUCACAAUAUACAAAGUCACAUUUAUCCUUUAAGAAUUACAAGUCUUUCUAUCCGUGGAUCCCUCUCACAGAAAGAAUGUUAAUAAUGUAAAUGCCAUCUUGAGGAUUUGUUGUCAUAAUAAACAAAUACAGUACUUAUGUACUGUAUGUUGAAUGUAUAUAUUCGUCCGAGUUUUAUUCAUUUUUUUCUUAAUGCAUUGCCAAAAUGUAUAUGAUCGAGAAAAAUUAUCGGGAAUGAUUGGAAUUGAAUCGGGAGCAAAAAAAAAAGCAAUCGGAUCGAGAAAUAUCGGGAUCGGCAGAUACUCAAACUAAAACUAAAAUCGGCUCGGGAGCAAAAAAAACAUGAUCGGAACAUGAUCCCAAACAAUUCAACUUUGGUUUCAUCCAUCCACAAAAUACCGUAUUGGCCUGAAUAUAAGACGGCCCCGAUUAUAAGACGACCCCCUCUUUUUCAAGACUCAAGUUUGAAAAAAGACUUUUUAAACAGCAAAUUAAUUUUUAUACAGAAAAUAAUUACAGUACAU
This is a messenger RNA of Corythoichthys intestinalis (scribbled pipefish), 10076 nucleotides long. RefSeq names its product transforming growth factor, beta 5 (gene tgfb5). Gene Ontology annotation, biological process: transforming growth factor beta receptor signaling pathway; regulation of cell population proliferation. The transcript has 7 exons. Bases 896 to 2164 code for a protein of 422 amino acids. NCBI's taxonomy places the organism in Eukaryota, Metazoa, Chordata, Actinopteri, Syngnathiformes, Syngnathidae. Gene Ontology annotation, molecular function: transforming growth factor beta receptor binding; growth factor activity; cytokine activity. Gene Ontology annotation, cellular component: extracellular region. The record is from RefSeq and is a predicted model, not a curated record.